AUGACAAAGUUACUAUUUGACUCAAGGGCCCCAACUGAUCAAGAACUUGCAAAUUGCCCCCACAUUGAUAUGACCAGCAAAGUGCCUUGGAACCCAGGUACUGUACAACUUGGGAAAGUCUCAAUUGUCCACGAAGACCCAAUAGAUGACCCAAGAUCCAACGAAGCUAGAUUGAGACAAUUGGAUCCAAUCAUGCAAGGAAUGAACAAAUGGCGCACAGUACAGCAGACAAUAGUCGAUGGGGAGAGAUUCUUCCAACAAGUUGGAGGAAUGGACGAUGAUGCACGAUUUGCG
Molecule: messenger RNA, 294 nt
Organism: Cylindrotheca closterium
Lineage: Eukaryota; Bacillariophyta; Bacillariophyceae; Bacillariales; Bacillariaceae
Source: the annotation of a GenBank genome assembly